GAUGGCGCUGUGUGCCGGGCCCAGCCCCGGAAGCCGCCGCAAAGAUAGAGACGGGAGAGACUCCGGGAGGGGGAACUGAGACUCGGGCCCUGGGGCCACACACACUGGACACGGGCCCGGGCCGGAACAAGAAGCUGCAGACUUUAAAAUGUCCUCCUUGGCAUGCGCCUGCCCCCAUCUAGAGUCUGUGGGUGAGGUGACCAAAGAAGCUCUCAUUCAGAAAUCUCACGGAAGCUGUCAAGACUGCAAAGUCAAGGGACCAAACCUUUGGGCUUGUUUAGAGAAUGGCUGUUCCUAUAUUGGCUGCGGAGAGUCGCACGUGGACCAUAGCACUACUCAUUCUCAGGACACCAAACAUUGCCUCACUGUGAAUCUCACCACGCUGCGAGUCUGGUGCUACACCUGCAGUAAAGAAGUGUUCCUGGAUCGGAAGCUAAGUGCGCAGUCUCCUGGCGCCAAACCUCAGGAUAACAACCUUGUCCAGGAAUCAAAAAUGACAUCAAAUCUGACUUUAAAAACGCCCCCCGCGGUGAUCUACGACAACCUGGAUGUGGAACUGGAAGAAGAAGACGAGCUUAAAACCAGAGGUCUCACUGGACUGAAGAACAUUGGAAACACUUGUUACAUGAAUGCAGCUCUGCAGGCUCUGUCCAACUGUCCUCCUCUCACACACUUCUUCCUGGACUGCGGAGGGCUGGCACGUACGGAUAAGAAGCCCGCGCUCUGUAAGAGCUACCAGAAGCUUAUGUCCGAAAUCUGGCACAAGAACCGGCCUGGCUCUGUCAUACCUACUAAUCUGUUCCAAGGCAUAAAAACAGUAAACCCAACUUUUCGCGGCUAUUCCCAGCAGGAUGCCCAAGAAUUCCUGCGCUGUCUGAUGGACAUACUACAUGAAGAACUCAAGGAGCAGGUGUUUGUGGCAGAAGAGGAUCCUCAGCCGGGGAUCUUGGAGGAGAUCAUGGAAGAGGAAAAGAACCAAUCGGACAACGACUUCCAGUCCUGCGAGUCCAGCUCCAACAGCGAUCACAAUGAAAACGAAAGUCGCAAGUUAUCUGAGGAACUUUCAGAAUCCGCCAUGUUAAUUCAAGAGGACCAAAAGGAGCAGGAAACGGUGAAAUCCUGGCAGAAAGAUAAGAAGAACUCCAACCACUCGAGCCAGAACAACUGCCUGCAGGAUCUGGAGAAGAACCUCGAGAGCCUAGUGGAGGACAAUGAUUCUUCUUCUCAAGGGACGGUCAAGGUCCAGAUCCAGAGUCGGAUAUCAGACUACGCAACAGAAGUGAUUAUGAACGACCUGUCUGCUUCUCAAACGCCGUUACUCGGUGAAGGCUCUGCUCCCCACCUGUCAAGCAGUCCCCCCAAAUUUGGGUCUCUUUGGACAAGCCAUAAAAAAGCGCCUACAAUUUGCCUUCCUAAGAAGAAGAGGCAGAAGAGGUAUCGCAGUGUGAUAUCGGAUGUUUUCGAUGGAACCAUUGUGAGCUCAGUGCAGUGUCUGACGUGUGAUAGAAUCUCUGUAACACUGGAAACGUUUCAGGACCUUUCACUCCCAAUCCCCGGGAAGGAAGAUCUGGCGAAGUUGCACUCGUCCAGCCAUCAGACUUCUUUAGUUAAGGCCGGCUCCUGUGGGGAGGCGUAUGCACCGCAGGGAUGGGUAGCUUUCUUCCUAGAAUAUUUUAAGAGCUGGUUUUGGGGUCCCACUGUUACACUACAAGAUUGCCUUGCAGCUUUUUUUGCCAGAGAUGAACUUAAAGGUGACAACAUGUACAGCUGUGAGAAAUGCAAAAAGUUAAGAAAUGGUGUCAAAUUUUGCAAAGUGCAGAAGUUUCCUGAGAUACUUAGCAUACACCUGAAGAGAUUCAGACAUGAGCUCAUGUUCUCCACCAAAAUUGGGACCCAUGUGUCUUUCCCAUUGGAAGGUCUGGACCUGCAGCCGUUCCUUGCAAAGGAGAGCCUUAGUCAGAUCGUCACCUAUGACCUUUUGUCUGUCAUCUGUCAUCAUGGCACCGCCAGCAGUGGCCACUAUAUCGCCUAUUGUCGAAACAACCUGAACAAUCUCUGGUAUGAAUUUGACGACCAAAGCGUCACAGAAGUGUCUGAGGCCACAGUCCAGAACGCGGAGGCCUAUGUGCUUUUCUACAGAAAGUCAAGCGAAGAUGCUCAGAAGGAGCGGAGGAGAGUGACCAGUCUGCUGAACCUGACAGAACCCAGCCUCCUGCAAUUCUACAUCUCACGCCAGUGGCUCAAUAAGUUCAAGACGUUUGCAGAACCGGGACCCAUAUCAAAUAAUGACUUCCUCUGUGUUCAUGGUGGUGUCCCACCACGUAAGGCUGGCCUGAUCGAAGACCUUGUCGUGAUGCUGCCGCAGAAUAUAUGGGAUUAUUUAUAUGGCAGAUUUGGUGGGGGCCCAGCCGUCAAUCACCUCUAUGUGUGUCACACUUGUCAGACCGAAUUGGAGAAGAUUGAAAAGAGGCGGAAAAUGGAACUGGAGAUGUUUAUUCGGCUAAAUAAAGCUUUCCAAGAAGAGGACUCUCUGGCUGUUAUUUAUUGCAUCAGCAUGCACUGGUUCCGGGAGUGGGAAGGAUUUGUAAAGGGCAAAGAUAUUGAACCUCCUGGUGCAAUUGAUAACUCAAAAAUAGCAGUCACGAAGUGCGGCCAUAUAACUCUGAAACAAGGAGCAGAUUCUGGGCAGAUAUCAGAAGAAACCUGGAACUUCCUCCACUCCAUCUAUGGUGGGGGUCCCGAGAUUACCCUAAGACAAACUGUCCCAGUCACCGAAGCCGUUCAAUCGGAGGAAAAGAUCGACGUAGAGACACGGAAUGUAUAAUCCGCUUCACUGGCGCCUCGUCAUCGGAGUCAUUUAAUAUAUUUUUGUGUCUUGAUUUUUACUGCUGACCUGCAUUCCUACAGUUCUGGUAUACAUUUAGAAGGCAUUACUAUUAUUUUUGGCUGUCCUAUUUAUGUUUUCUUAAAGCGAGAGGAGUAAUUUUUUUUUUUUUUUUUUUUUAAGAAUAGACCUAUGUAAAUGUAUUAAAAUUCUUUAAUUCUUUUUAAUCUUCCUUUUAAUCCUGCCGACUUGUAAAUAGUAACCAAAAUGGAAUCUGGGAAGCCACAUUUCGUUUGAGGCUGUGCAUGUAAAUUGAUUGCGCAACGCCUUGUGCUCCCAUUAUAUGAGUGUCCAGCCCCACCCCUAUCCAUGCCCCAUGUUGUCAGCCGGAAACGGUGUGUACGUGUGUGUGUUGAGACAGAUCUCGGGUGCCCCCCUACCCACCUUUGAAUUUUCUUUUAUAUUAUUUGUCAUUGCGCAUUUCCUCGGAAUGUGUUGCGCAAUCCAAAAAAGCACUUUUUCCGAUUUACUUACAAGUGAAUUCUAUACCCCUAUGGUUCCCUUUUUACCCCCUUUAAUAUAGUAUUUUUCUAUAUAGUUAUGAAUUUAUGCCUGGAUUAAUUGUAAUGUGACUCAUGUUGUCAGGGUUUGGGGGAUGGGUGUCUGUGAUUACGUAAAAAAAGGAGUAAAUGAAGGAACCUUGGUUUAUUUUAUAUUUUUUUUAUGGAAUGUUUAACCUUUUAGCCCGGGAUAUGUUCUAGUCUAGUGCAUGGCAUGCCCUGACGUCUAAGAAGGAAAAAAAAAAUCGGUUUUAUUUUGAUAUUGAGUAUGGACCUUGGUAGAUGCGUUGGCCGUAUAUUUAUGUAAUUGAGUUUUAUUUUUUGCUGGUUUUGCAAUGACCUUCUCCGUAAGUAGAAAUCCACUUAGGUCCGAAGAGCACAGGUUCAGGAAAGGCGCGAGGUGCCCAAGAGUGACUUCCCCCUCCCGUAUAGAGGUCCCAGCCCCCCCUUUUAAAAUGGACCAGCAUAGAAUAAGACAGCACAGCGGGACCAAUCUGAAGUUUACCUGAAAGCACAACCGAUCGUUCAUGGUCACAAAAUACAUUUGUACAAAGGAUGGUGAUUGUCGCCAUUAUAGAGUAGUUUGCACUUGUCUAUAUAUUCGCCUAGACCUCUAGUGAAGUCCAUGGAGCAUUAUUUUAUACCUCCAAUCCCCCCCCCAACCCCCCCUCCCCUUUCUUCUCUUACCCCAUGGUGGAAAGCAACUAGCAUAUUUUUUUGGGAGGGGUCUGACACCUCCUAUUGCUUCAAAGCUGUAUGGGAAUUCCAUGCACAUACACAGUGAUGGGUGUACUAGGAGAAACCCUUAGCCACUUAGUCUACAACCAUUGGUUCCUCAGCUGUUGGUAAAUUCCCAGGAUGCCCGGAUAGUCCAAAAGCUGGAGGAGCAGAGGUUGUGGACCAAUGUGUUAGCCAAUUCUUGGUUUUAUUGGCCAUAUACUUAUCUGCCAGCCCCUUCCUGUGGUGUAGAAACCAAAGCAAGGGGUUGUCUGCUUUGCGCAAUCCCUUUUUGUUAGAAGUUGCCCCCCUCCUCUAUUUGCUGAUCAUUGGGGUGUGGAAUCCCCAGGGAACAACUGUAAUCUCCCAGCUUGGGAGAAAGGGUGAAAAAACACAGGGGGUGCUCCCUUGGAAGUAGCUGCGCUGGACUGUGCCACGCUUGAGAGGGUGGAGAUACUUGAGUUUACUGGCUGCUGCACCAGGGUGGUGUCCGAUAAAGGACAAUAGCAAUAAAAUAAGAAGAAAACGGUUCGGCGUGGCGCUGCUCAGUGUUCGGUCGAUAAAGAAGGACUAGAGUGGCACAGGACAAUAAAAACUUUAUUGGUGUAGCAGGACAACGCGUUUCGGCAUCCACUGAUGCCUUCCUCAGGUCCACUUACAGUUACCAGUGCUUGCUAUGCGCUGGGUUGCUGGAGAAGAGUCCUGGAAACGUAACUGCAUGGAAAUAUAACCGGACUCCUCUCCAGCAACCCAGCGCAUAGCAAGCACUACAACAGGGAACUGUAAGUGUACCUGAGGAAGGCAUUAGUGGAUGCCGAAACGCGUUGUCCCUGCUACACCAAUAAAGUUUUUAUUGUCCUGUGCCAAACUCUGAGCAGCGCCUCGCCAAACCAUUUUUAUCUUUUUUUAUUUCUAUUGUAAUCUCUCAGGUAAUUCGGCAAGCCUUCAGUUUCCCUGCAGUGCCCCCACAGGACAAAAAAAGCAUUACACAUUUUUUUAUUGAAAAAAAUGGGCAUUGUAUGUAAUGCCUAGGCCUCCAAACUGUGGACCUGCAGCUGUAGCAAAACUACAACUCCCAGUAUGCCCGGACAGCCGUUGGCGAGUUGUAGUUUUGCAACAGCUGGAGGGCCACAGUUUGGAAGACACUGAUGUAAUGCAUAGAAAGUGAGACAGGUGGCCUUUGUAGCCAUUAUGGCAUAUAGAUUAGGGGCACCCCACUGCUAAGUUUAGGCAAUGAUUCCAAAAUUCCAAAAAUGUUUAAUUUAAGCCAAGCUAUAGACAGAUUCUCAGGACAAGACAAGGAUUUUUUUUCCCCCUAAUAGAACAUCUGUAUAAAAUUUUGGGCACCUCUAGCUAGUGGGAAUGCUUAGUAUCCUUGUACCCAAAAAUGUGACACCGUGUAUGGCCUUCUCUUUUUAAGGAGCACCUGUCACCUUUCAUUGUUCCCUUUCAUUGUGCAAAUUGAAAGAACUUUUUAAAAAAUAUGAAGGAAAAAAAUAAAUAAAAGCUUUGUAAUUUGCACUGGUUAAGCUACUAAGGAGAAAUGUUUUGUAUUUUUGUAAAGAAGACUGGGUCUCUUGGACUUGAGAUUCGGACCACAGCCUUUGUUCCAUUUCUAUACAUUCGUACAGUGCUAGUAUUUAGUUUUCUUUGUACAGACUAUAAAAGAAGCUGGGGUGGGGGAUGUAUCUCUACCGCAGGUCUCCAAUUAGGAAGGUCACAUGCUCCCUUUAAGUAAAUUAUACGUUUCUGGCCUUAAAGGGGUAUUCCAGGAAAAAAACAUGACAGAUUUGUAAACUACUUCUAUAAAAAAAAAUCUUAAUCUUUUCUAUAAUUAUCAGCUGCUGAAGUUGAGUUGUUCUUUUCUGUCUGGCAGCAGUGCUCUCUGCUGACAUCUCUGUUUAUCUCGGGAACUGCACAGAGUAGAAGAGGUUUGCUAUGGGUAUUUGCUCCUACUCUGGACAGUUCCCCAGAUAAGUGUCAUCAGAGAGCACUUAGACAGAAAAGAACAACUCAAUUUUAGCAGCUCAUAAGUAGUGAAAGGAUUAAGAUUUUUUAAUAGAGGUAAUUUACAAAUCUGUUUAACUUUCUGGAGCCAGUUGAUAUAUAAAAAGUUUUUUUUCCUGGAUAACCCCUUUAAAUGCCAUGUACAGCGGCCUGUCCCAAAAGUUUCCAUAGGGCCUAUUUUUUUCACGCUAAGUUCCGUUGCAGCGGGCUCCCAUUGUUUUCAAUGGGAUUCUGCUGCACUAUUCAUACUAUGGAACAUCUGCCAUGGAAAUGCAGGAUCCCAGACUCCGCUGAAAGAAUAAACAUGUUCAUUCUUUCGGCGUAAUCUGCUCGGAAAUUAUUUGCUGGCUAUGGAGACGGCACAUCUAGCGGUCCUAGCACCGACUAAAUAGCCGAUCACUAAUACAGUCGGCGCUUCCUACAAGAUGGAACCUCUACUGAUAUGUCUCUGUGGUGUGAAUGGGCGCUUAGUGUACCCUAGGUGACUUAUUAUGGUGCCGAUUAAAAUCACUGGUCAACAACAUUAUACUUGUCUGUGCGGAGUUCUUCAGAACACAUCUCCAUUCUGUAAAAUAGGCUUGAUCCCCCCCCCCCAAUCCAGCAGAUAAUUUGGCCUUGUUGCCCUUAGCAACCAUUCAGGCCCCAGAUUCCAUCUCUGAAGCUGCAUGGUGAUUGGUUGCUAUGAGCAACAAGACUUGUUUUUUGGUUUUGUCAGACAGAUUUGACCCCGCAGGGCCUCAUUUAUCAAAAUUGUAUAACAGGAAAAAAAGAUAUUGUUGCCCAUAGCAACCAAUAACAGGGCAGAGUUACAGAUGGAGCCUAAGGCCUACUUGGUUGCUAUAGGCAACAAGACCUAUUUUAUUUCUGUCAUUUUGGAUAAAUGAAGCUUAGUAGGCCUCCUGUCAAAACUGCCUGACAGAAGAAGCAGGUCAUGUUCACUAGUCCUCAGGUUCCAUCUAUAAAACGGCACGGUGAUUGGUUGCUAUGGCAACACAACCUUCUUUUAUGUCUAGUCUUCUAUUAUUAAACUGCAUAAGUUGCUAUGGGCAACGCUAUGUUUUGGACCUUUUUGCGAUGAGGCCCGGGAACCACUCCUAAUGCAGUUUAGCAGCUGGAAGCUGGGUUUCGUUAGUUGCUAUGGGCAACAAUAAUAGUUUUUCUGUUAGUUUUUGUAAAUUUGUCAAGUUGUUUAUUUUUGCCGUCCAUAGCAACUUAUCACUACAGUUUAACAGAAUCUGAGGCCUGGUUGGUUGCUAUGGGCAACAAGUCCUACUUUUUCUUUUUGUUUUUUUAAUUUGCUUUAAGGGGUAUUCCGGGCAAAUUUUUUUUAUCCCCUAUCCAAAGGAUAGGGG
This is a messenger RNA of Hyla sarda, 7460 nucleotides long. It is a transcript of the gene USP33, whose product is annotated as ubiquitin specific peptidase 33. Gene Ontology annotation, biological process: protein deubiquitination. The record is from RefSeq and is a predicted model, not a curated record. The coding region runs from base 149 to 2824 and encodes 891 amino acids. Lineage: Eukaryota; Metazoa; Chordata; Amphibia; Anura; Hylidae. The transcript is spliced from 24 exons. Gene Ontology annotation, molecular function: cysteine-type deubiquitinase activity; zinc ion binding.